GGAAAAUCUCCUAAGUCUGUCUCUACAGGAUGAAUAAGACGGUUAAAUAGGAAGUGACCAGUAGAGCUAUGUUUAGAACCCCUGCCUACUCAUCUCAACUGUCAUUCUUUAACCACUACUAUUCUUGGCAAGUUAAUCUGAGAAGGGUAUAGAGUAUUUUAAUCCUUAGGAGGCCAAGAUGUCAGAUCCAAAAAAAAAUGCCAUUACAGCAGAAAAGGAGGCUUUGAACUUGAAGUUGCCCCCUAUUGUCCGUCCCCCCAAAGACAUAGGUGUUAAUACACCAAAACAAAGUGAGCUGCUAAAUUACAGAAGAUCUAAGGAGCAGCAGAAGAAAAUUAACCAGUUAGUAAUUUCUGGAGCAAAAAAAAAUCUAGACAAAACCCUGGAGAAAAGAAUACCUUCAUUACCAGAGCCAGACUUCCCUCCAACUAUGACCAGUGAAAUUAAAAAAAAAGGAUUAAACUACAUUUUUAUGAAGCAGUGUGUAGAGAGUAGUCCUAUAGUGCCUAUUCAGCCAGAAUGGCUGGACCACAUGUUGAUGCUGAUACCUGAGCACUUAAAGGAGGGGAAAAAGAGAGAAGAACUGCUUGGAAGUCUCGUAAAGGAGGUGUCGAAUGAUUUUGAAAAAAGCAUGAAGAGAUAUUUGGUACAGAGUGUUCUUGUGAAACCUCAAAUUAAAUGGCUUGAAGAUGAAGGAGGCCCUUUGCCGGAAUCUCCUGUGGGACUGGAUUAUUCCAAUCCGUGGCAUUCUAGCUUUGUGCAGGCAAGAAACCAAAUAUUAUCUAAUUUGCACAUCGUUCAUCCAACUAUGAAAAUUUUGUUGGAGUUUGGUUAUACAACAUUUGCAGAUAUAAUUUUGCUGGACUUAACAGGAAUUAGAGCUAGAGGCCCAAUUGAUUGUGACACUCUGAGAAAUGAUCUAUCAAUUCAAGCUAAAAAAUCAGAAGAGAAAAUAAUGAACACAUGGUACCCAAAGGUUAUAAAUCUCUUUACUAGGAAGGAGGCACUAGAAGGCAUUAAGCCUGAAAAAACGGAUUCCUUUUACAACUGUGUUUCCAUACUGAUGUCAAAUCAGUUAAAGGAUCUCUUACGGAGAACGGUAGAAGAAUUUGUAAAACUCUUUGAUCCAAAACACCAAGACAGGCUUCCAAUAUUUAAGAUGGAAUUGACAUUUGAUGAAGAUAAAAUGGAAUUUUAUCCCACCUUUCAAGAUUUGGAAGAUGUCGUUUUAGGCCUGAUAGAACGAAUAUCUGAAACUCUGCAGAAUGUCCAAACAGUGCCGUCUUGGCUGUCAGGAACGACAUCACCUGUGAAUCUUGACACAGAACUUCCAGAGCAUGUGUUACAGUGGGCUCUCAAUACUCUGAAGAUGGCAGUGCAUCAGAACCUAGAAGGAGCAAAAGCACAUUAUGAUUCAUAUGUUGAAAAAUAUAACUGGCUCCUUGAUGGGACUGCAACAACUAUGAUAGAGACUUUCCAGGCAGAAGACCAUACUUUUGAUGAGUACACAGAGUUUAUAGAAAAGUUUUUCAGUCUUGCUUCAGAAAUAAUGCUUUUGCCUCAAUGGGUUCAUUACCCUAUGGUUCGUCUGGACUGUGAGGACUUGAAGACAGGCUUAACCAACAAAGCAAGAGCCUUUGCAAACGUAUUGCUAAGUGACAUAGCUUCAAAAUAUAGGAAAGAAAACGAAUCUAUUUGCAGUGAGUUUGAAGCAAUCAAAGACCAUGCUCUACGAGUUCCUGACACAACAGAAGAAAUGAUGGAGCUAAUCGCUUUUGUAGAAAAAGCUCGAACUAAAGGAAUUCGUGAUUUGGCUUCAAGGAUCCAGGAAUCUAAACGGCAAAUGAGUUACUUUUUAGAUGUUUUUCUAUUUCCUCAAGAAGACUUAAAUUUAAAUGCAGCUGUCCUCAUGUGGCCUACAAAAAUUAACCCCGUGUUUGAUGAGAAUGAUGAACUCAUUGAGAGUGCUAAGCGUCUGAAGGAGAAUGAACUAAUAGCCAAGAGAGAGAAACUAAUCUUGGAAAUAGAGAAGGAAUCGCGUCGCAUGGAAGAGUUCAGGGAGUUUGCAGAACUGGAUCGCAUGCAGCAGUAUGUGAUGGACGUAAGGCAACUACAGAAACGCAUUCAGGAAUCCGAAGAAGCAGUUCAGUUUAUUAAUAAAGAGGAGGAGCUUUUCAAAUGGGAACUGACAAAGUAUCCCGAGCUGGAAAAAUUAAAAGUUAACAUCGAGCCCUACCAGAAGUUUUUUAAUUUUGUUUUGAAGUGGCAAAGAACAGAAAAAAGGUGGAUGGAUGGAGGGUUUUUGGACCUUAAUGGGGAAAGCAUGGAAGCCGAUAUAGAUGAGUUUUCCCGGGAAAUUUUUAAGACACUAAAAUUCUUCCAAACCAAGCAAAAGAAAGAAUUACAAGAGAGAAGAAAGGCAGCAAGAAAACGAUCUUUGGUAGAAGAGAAAGCUGAAGAAGAACAACCAAAAGAGAAUCCUACAAUUGCUAUGUGUGCUAUUGUAAUGGAGCAAAUAAAGGUUUUUAAGGAGUACAUCCCUACUGUUUCCAUUCUGUGCAACCCAGGAAUGAGAGCUCGUCACUGGAAACAGAUGUCAGAGAUUGUGGGUUAUGACUUAACUCCAGAUUCUGGAACUACACUGAGAAAGGUUCUAAAAUUAAACCUUACACCAUAUUUAGAAAAAUUUGAAGUGAUAAGCGCAGGUGCAAGCAAGGAAUUUUCCUUAGAGAGAGCCAUGAAUGCCAUGAUAGCAGCGUGGGAUGAUAUUUCUUUUCACAUGAGUCUGUAUCGUGACACUGGAGUCUGCAUCCUUUCUUCAGUGGAUGAGAUUCAGGCAAUUCUUGAUGACCAAAUUAUAAAAACUCAGACAAUGAGAGGCUCACCUUUUAUCAAACCAUUUGAAAAUGAGAUCAAGGCCUGGGAGGACCGUCUGAUCCGAAUCCAGGAAACAAUUGAUGAAUGGUUAAAAGUGCAGGCCCAGUGGCUCUACUUAGAGCCCAUCUUUUGUUCUGAGGACAUCAUGCAGCAGAUGCCAGAGGAAGGCCGUCAGUUCCAGACGGUGGACAGACACUGGAGGGAAAUCAUGAAGUUCUGUGCGAAAGAUCCGAAGGUUCUCGCUGCCACUUCCUUAACAGGCUUACUAGAAAAACUCCUGAACUGCAAUGACCUUUUGGAAAAAAUCAUGAAAGGGUUGAAUGCAUAUCUUGAAAAGAAACGACUUUUCUUCCCUCGAUUUUUCUUUUUAUCUAAUGAUGAAAUGUUAGAGAUUUUGUCAGAGACCAAAGAUCCACUCAGAGUUCAGCCACACCUAAAAAAAUGUUUUGAAGGCAUUGCUAAAUUGGAGUUCCUGCCCAAUCUGGAUAUUAAAGCCAUGUACAGCUCUGAAGGUGAGCGUGUGGAGCUGAUUGCCCUGAUCUCCACGUCUGCAGCGAGGGGCGCUGUGGAGAAAUGGCUCAUUCAAGUGGAAGAUCUAAUGCUCAGGAGUAUUCAUGAUGUGAUCGCUGCGUCCAGGCUGGCUUAUCCAGAAUCUGCAAGAAAAGACUGGGUCAGAGAGUGGCCUGGCCAAGUUGUGCUUUGUGUUUCUCAGAUGUUCUGGACUUCGGAGACACAAGAGGUUAUAAGCAGUGGGACAGAGGGAUUAAAGAAGUACUACAAGGAACUUCAGUAUCAACUAAAUGAUAUCGUAGAGCUAGUAAGAGGAAAACUGUCCAAACAGACCAGAAUCACACUGGGCGCUUUGGUUACAAUUGAUGUCCAUGCUAGGGAUGUCGUUAUGGACAUGAUUGAAAUGGGUGUCUCACAUGAUACAGAUUUCCAGUGGCUUGCUCAGCUUCGCUAUUACUGGGAAUAUGACAAUGCCCGAGUUCGCAUCAUUAAUUGCAAUGUAAAAUAUGCUUAUGAGUACCUCGGUAACUCCCCUCGGCUUGUCAUAACCCCUCUGACUGACAGGUGUUACAGGACAUUGAUCGGUGCCUUCUAUUUAAACCUCGGAGGUGCUCCAGAAGGGCCAGCAGGCACAGGAAAAACUGAAACCACCAAAGACCUGGCGAAGGCGCUGGCUGUGCAGUGUGUGGUGUUCAACUGCUCUGAUGGGCUAGACUACCUAGCAAUGGGAAAGUUUUUUAAAGGUCUGGCUUCUUCAGGUGCAUGGGCUUGCUUUGAUGAGUUUAAUCGAAUUGAACUGGAAGUGUUAUCAGUGGUGGCACAGCAAAUUCUUUGCAUCCAGAGAGCCAUUCAACAGAAACUGGAUGUGUUCAUUUUUGAAGGGACAGAACUUAAGCUCAAUCCGAACUGUUUUGUAGCUAUUACUAUGAACCCUGGUUAUGCCGGACGUUCCGAAUUGCCAGACAACCUCAAGGUUCUUUUUAGAACAGUCGCGAUGAUGGUUCCAAACUACGCCCUCAUAGCAGAGAUCUCCCUCUACUCCUAUGGAUUUCUGAAUGCAAAGCCCCUAUCUGUGAAGAUAGUGAUGACCUACAGGCUGUGCUCAGAGCAGCUGUCCUCCCAGUUUCACUACGACUACGGCAUGCGAGCAGUGAAAGCAGUGCUAGUGGCAGCUGGGAAUCUCAAGCUAAAAUAUCCCGAUGAGAAUGAGGACAUAUUGCUUCUUCGAUCAAUUAAAGAUGUAAAUGAACCAAAGUUUCUAUCACAUGACAUCCCUUUAUUUAAUGGAAUAACCAGUGACUUAUUUCCUGGUAUUAAACUUCCUGAAGCUGAUUAUAAUUGGCAGGAACACACCCAGGGUCAGGAGGGUGGACUAGCGGAAAGUUUUAUGCUAGUAGGAGAGCCUUUUGCUGCUAAGACAAAAGUUCUGCAUGUGCUGGCUGAUACUUUAACUCUUAUGAAUGAACGCAACUAUGGAGAGGAAGAAAAGGUCAUGUUUAGGACUGUAAACCCGAAGUCAAUUACUAUGGGCCAGCUGUUUGGGCAGUUUGACCCCGUGUCUCAUGAGUGGACUGAUGGCAUCGUGGCGAACACGUUUAGAGAAUUUGCCUUAGCAGAAUCACCUGACCGGAAAUGGGUUGUAUUUGAUGGUCCUAUUGACACUUUGUGGAUAGAAAGUAUGAAUACAGUCUUGGAUGAUAAUAAAAAGCUUUGCCUUAUGAGUGGAGAAAUCAUUCAAAUGUCUCCUCAAAUGAGCCUCAUCUUUGAAACAAUGGACCUUUCACAGGCUUCCCCUGCCACUGUGAGUCGUUGUGGCAUGAUUUAUUUGGAACCAUCACAGUUAGGAUGGGAACCGCUUGUGGCUUCAUGGUUGAAUUCAUUGAAAGAGCCUCUAAAUGAACCAGAACAUCAAACCCUGCUGAAAGAACUUUUCAAAUGGCUAGUGCCACCUUCUUUAGCAUUCCGCAGGAAGAAAUGCAAGGAACUGAUUCCCACAAGUAACAUCAACGCAGUAGUCUCCCUCACACGCCUCUUUGAGGUCCUUCUCUGUAGCGUGUUGGAGAAUGAGCCCACUACCAAGCACACGCGUGUUUGGACCAUGGCCUGUUUUAUAUUCUCCUUGAUUUGGUCAAUUGGAGCAAGUUGUGAUACAAAUGGCCGCCUUGCUUUUGAUAAUUUCAUACGAUCCAUUGUAUCAGGGAAGAACGAAGAAGACCCAUUGCCAAACUCUGUGGGUAAAUGGGAAUGCCCAUUUGAUGAAAAAGGCCUGGUCUAUGACUACAUGUAUGAGCUAAAAAACAGAGGUCGCUGGCUCCACUGGAAUGAAUUAAUUAAAAGUUCUAAUUUAGAAGACAAACGAACCAAAAUUCAAGAUCUCAUCAUCCCUACAAUGGACACAAUUAGAUAUACUUUCCUAAUGGAUUUGAGUAUUACCUAUGCAAAGCCACUGCUUUUUGUGGGUCCGACUGGUACAGGAAAGUCAGUGUAUGUCAAGGAUAAGCUAAUGAAUCACUUGGAAAAAGACAAGUACUUUCCUUUCUAUGUGAAUUUCUCUGCACGGACCAGUGCCAAUCAGGUUCAGAACAUCAUCAUGGCUAGAUUGGACAAAAGGCGCAAGGGAGUAUUUGGACCACCUAUGGGAAAGAAGUGUGUAGUGUUUAUAGAUGAUAUGAAUAUGCCUUCACUGGAGAAAUAUGGAGCCCAACCUCCUAUUGAGUUAUUACGACAGUUUUUUGAUUGUGGACAUUGGUAUGACCUCAAGGACACCAGUAAAAUCACACUGGUUGACAUAGAACUGAUAGCAGCCAUGGGUCCUCCAGGUGGUGGAAGGAAUGCAGUCACUCCCCGUUUUAUUCGACAUUUCAAUAUCUGCACCAUCAAUUCUUUCAGUGAUGAAACUAUGGUCCGGAUUUUCUCAUCAAUCAUGGCAUUCUACCUUAGGUCUCGUGAAUUUCCUCCAGAUUACUUUAUAGUUGGAAACCAGAUAGUCAGUGGGACUAUGGAGAUAUAUAAGCAAUCUAUGAAGAAUCUUUUGCCCACUCCUGCAAAAUCUCAUUAUACCUUCAAUCUGCGUGAUUUCUCACGUGUCAUCCGGGGCUGCUUGCUCAUGGAGAGAGAGGCUGUGGAGAGCAAGCACACGAUGAUCCGCCUGUUUGUGCAUGAGGUUCUCCGCGUGUUUUAUGAUCGCCUCAUUAAUGAUGAUGAUCGAAACUGGCUCUUCAUGUUAAUUAAAACUGUUAUCAAGGACUACUUUAAGGAGCCAUUUGAUGGUAUCUUUUCUCACCUGCGAAAAGAGAAUGCUCCAGUAACUGAAGAAGACAUAAGAAAUCUCAUGUUUGGGGAUUAUAUGAAUCCUGAUCUUGAAGGAGAUGACCGAAUUUACAUUGAAAUUCCAAGUAUUCAGCAGUUUAAUGAUGUUGUUGACCAGUGCCUAGAUGAGUAUAAUCAAACUCACAAAAGCAGAAUGAAUCUUGUUGUGUUCAGGUAUGUUUUGGAACAUUUAUCAAGAAUAUGCCGCAUUCUAAAGCAGUCUGGUGGAAAUGCGUUGCUAAUUGGGCUUGGAGGAAGCGGUCGGCAAUCGUUAACUCGUCUGGCUACAUCGAUGGCAAAAAUGCAGAUUUUCCAACCAGAAAUUUCUAAGAGUUAUGGUAUGAAUGAGUGGAGAGAGGAUAUGAAGACCUUGUUAAGAAAUGUAGGCAUGAAGGGCCAGAAGACAGUCUUUCUGAUCACAGACACUCAGAUUAAAGAGGAAGCUUUCCUAGAAGAUAUUGACAGUGUGCUCAAUACUGGCGAGGUUCCUAACAUUUUUGCAGCAGAUGAGAAGCAAGAAGUAAUGGAGGGGGUCCGCCCGGUGGCUCAGGCUGGCAAUAAGCAUGACGAGCUCAGUCCAUUGGCCCUGUUUGCUUUCUUUGUGAGCCGCUGCAAAGACAACCUUCACGUUGUCGUGGCCUUCAGCCCCAUAGGAGACGCCUUUCGCAACCGGCUGAGACAGUUCCCGUCCCUCAUCAAUUGCUGCACUAUUGAUUGGUUUCAGCCAUGGCCUGAAGAUGCUCUUGAGCGUGUAGCCGUGAAUUUCUUAGAAACCCUGGAGCUGACUGAGGUUGAGCGGCAAGAGAUAGUUCCGAUCUGUAAACACUUCCACACUUCCAUUAUGGUCCUCUCAGAAAGGUUCUUAGAAGAGCUGGGAAGACAUAACUAUGUCACUGCUACUUCUUAUCUUGAACUUAUUGGCUCGUUCCGGCAGCUGUUGACUAAGAAACGGCAAGCUGUCAUGGAAGCAAAACAACGCUACGUGAAUGGACUUGACCAGUUAGCUUUUGCUGAGUCUCAGGUUGGUGAAAUGAAACUGGAGCUUGUUGAAUUACAGCCCAAAUUGGAGGAGGCUAAAAUUGAAAAUGCACGCAUGAUGCAGAUUAUUGAGAUAGAGUCUGCACAAGUAGAGGCAAAAAGAAAAUUUGUGAAAUUGGAUGAAGAGAUAGCCAGUGGGAAGGCAGAAGAAGCCCAAGCUCUGAAGAAUGAGUGUGAGAGUGAUCUGGCGGAGGCGAUCCCAGCCUUGGAGGCAGCUCUGUCUGCGCUAGACACACUUAAGGGAACUGAUAUUACAAUUGUGAAAUCAAUGAAGAAUCCUCCAGCUGGUGUUAAACUCGUUAUGGCUGCUGUUUGUGUCAUGAAAGAUAUAAAACCAGAAAAAAUUUCAGAUCCUUCAGGAACUGGGGGAAAGAUAUUGGAUUACUGGGGACCUAGCAAAAAACUUCUGGGAGAUAUGAAUUUCUUAAAAGAUCUGAGAGAGUACGACAAGGACAAUAUUCCAGUGAGUGUUAUGCAGAAGAUCCGCAGUGAAUAUUUGACAAACCCCGAGUUUGAUCCCCCUAAGGUUGCUAAGGCUUCUUCUGCAGCUGAGGGGCUGUGCAAGUGGAUCAUGGCCAUGGAGGUGUAUGACCGAGUCGCUAAGGUGGUGGCUCCUAAGAAAGCUCGCUUAUCAGAGGCGCAAAAGUCCUUAGCUGAGACAAUGGAGCUUUUGAAUCAGAAGAGGGCAGAACUUGUGGAAGUAGAACAUCAUCUGGAAAAUUUACAGAAGAUUUUUCUCGAGAAAACAGAGGAGAAGGCAGCUUUGGAAGAUCAGGUGGAACUGUGUGCUAAGAAGCUGGAACGUGCCUCAAGGCUAAUAGGAGGACUGGGAGGAGAGAAAUCAAGAUGGUCUCAAGCUGCCAGUGACCUUCAGAUAACAUAUGAGAACUUAACUGGUGAUGUCCUAGUGUCAGCAGGAGUAAUAGCUUACCUUGGUGCUUUCACUUCUGGAUUCCGACAAGAGUGCACAGAAAACUGGAGCAUGUUGUGCAAGGAGAAAAAAAUCCCAUGUUCAGAGGAGUUCUCGCUGAGCAAAACCUUGGGUGACCCAGUAAAAAUUAGAGCUUGGAAUAUUGCCGGGCUGCCAACAGAUGCAUUCUCCAUAGACAACGGUGUGAUUGUUAAUAAUUCCAGACGAUGGCCUUUAAUGAUUGACCCCCAGGGUCAAGCCAAUAAGUGGAUCAAGAACUCUGAGAAAGAAAACCAGCUUAGUGUUAUUAAGCUCUCAGAUACGGACUACAUGAGAACUCUGGAGAACUGCAUUCAGUUUGGAAGUCCACUCCUGCUGGAAAAUGUUGGUGAAGAGCUGGACCCCUCUUUGGAGCCGCUGUUACUUAGACAAACUUUUAAACAAGGUGGUAUUGAUUGCAUCCGACUUGGUGAAGUCAUUAUUGAAUAUUCUUUUGAUUUUAAGUUUUAUAUCACCACAAAAUUGAGAAACCCACACUACAUGCCAGAGCUGGCCACAAAAGUGUCUUUGCUCAACUUCAUGAUAACACCGGAAGGGCUUGAAGACCAGUUACUUGGCAUUGUUGUUGCAAAGGAGAGACCAGAAUUAGAGGAGGAACGGAAUGCCCUUAUUCUUCAGUCUGCAGCUAAUAAGAAGCAGCUGAAAGACAUAGAGACGAGGAUUCUGGAAACAUUGUCGUCUUCAGAAGGGAACAUUCUGGAAGAUGAAAGUGCAAUAAAAGUCUUAGACUCUGCCAAAAUAAUGUCUAACGAGAUAAUGAAGAAGCAGCAGGUUGCAGAAAAAACAGAACUCAAAAUAGCAGAGUCCCGGGAAGGCUAUAGACCCAUCGCUAAACAUUCAUCAGUGUUAUUCUUUAGCAUUGCAGACCUGGCUAACAUUGAUCCCAUGUACCAAUACUCUCUCAUCUGGUUUGUGAACCUCUAUAUCAACUCUAUUCAUGACAGUAACAAAUCCAAAAUUUUGGAAAAGCGCCUGCGGUAUUUGAAUGACCACUUCACAUACAACUUAUAUUGCAACAUUUGUCGAUCACUGUUCGAGAAGGACAAGCUACUCUUCUCCUUUUUAUUAUGCGCCAAUCUUCUUCUGGCCAAGAAAGAGAUUGAAUACCAGGAACUGAUGUUUCUUUUAACUGGAGGAGUGAGUCUUAAGAGUGCCGAAAAAAAUCCCGCUCCAGAAUGGCUACAGGAUAAAAGCUGGGAGGAGAUUUGUAGAGCAAGUGAACUUGCCGUCUUCCAAGGACUCAGGGAGCAUUUCUGUGAGAACACAGAGGAGUGGCGGGAGAUCUAUGACAGCAAAGAGCCGCACAAUGUGAAAUUUCCAGAACCAAUGGACAAGACGCUGAAUGAAUUGCAGAAAAUAAUAAUUCUUCGGUGUUUAAGGCCUGAUAAGAUAACCCCAGCUAUAACAAAUUAUGUAACCGACAAACUAGGGAAAAAAUUUGUAGAACCUCCACCAUUUGAUUUGACAAAGAGUUACUUGGAUUCGAAUUGCACCAUUCCCUUGAUUUUUGUGCUGUCUCCAGGAGCAGAUCCUAUGGCCAGUCUGCUGAAGUUUGCAAAUGAUAAAUCUAUGUCUGGAAAUAAGUUCCAAGCUAUUUCACUGGGGCAAGGACAAGGACCGGUUGCAGCAAAAAUGAUUACAGCUGCAAUAGAAGAAGGAACUUGGGUUUGUCUACAAAACUGUCACCUUGCUGUUUCCUGGAUGCCCACACUGGAAAAAAUAUGUGAAGAUUUUUCAACUGAAAUCUGCAAUUCGAGUUUUAGGCUUUGGCUCACAAGCUAUCCGUCCCCAAAGUUCCCAGUAACAAUUCUACAAAACGGAGUAAAAAUGACCAAUGAACCUCCCACGGGUCUUCGGCUAAAUCUCCUCCAAUCAUAUCUCUCUGAUCCAAUUUCCGAUCCUCAGUUUUUCAAGGGAUGCCUGGGCAAAGAACCGGCGUGGGAGAAGUUGCUUUUCGGAGUAUGCUUUUUUCAUGCCCUUGUUCAAGAAAGAAAAAAAUUCGGUCCUCUGGGUUGGAAUAUCCCAUAUGGAUUCAACGAGUCAGACUUACGCAUCAGUAUCCGGCAACUGCAGCUGUUUAUAAAUGAAUAUGACACGAUCCCAUUCGAAGCUAUCACUUACCUGACUGGGGAGUGCAACUACGGAGGAAGAGUCACAGACGACUGGGACAGACGCCUCCUGCUAACCAUGCUGGCCGACUUCUACAACCCGCAGAUCAUUGAGAACCCUCACUACAGGUUUUCUCCCAGCGGGAACUAUUUUGCUCCUCCCAAAGGCACUUACGAGGACUACAUUGAAUUCAUUAAGAAACUCCCAUUUACUCAAGAACCUGAGAUAUUCGGAUUACAUGAAAAUGUUGACAUCUCCAAAGAUCUUCAACAAACCAAAGUCCUGUUUGAGUCCUUGCUCCUCACCCAGGGAGGCUCCAAACAGACAGGCUCCUCAGGAAGUGCUGACCAGAUCCUGUUAGAAAUCACGGAAGACAUCCUGGAGCAGCUCCCGAACGACUUUGACAUUGAAGCGGCGCUGCAGCGCUACCCCGUGAGGUAUGAAGAGAGCAUGAACACCGUGCUAGUGCAGGAGAUGGAGCGCUUCAACAACUUGAUCAGAACGAUACGUAACACUCUGCAGGACCUUAAGAAGGCGAUCAAAGGUGUGGUUGUAAUGGACUCUGCCUUGGAAGCCCUUUCAAGCAGCUUGCUUAUUGGGAAGGUUCCAGAAAUAUGGGCGGAAAGGUCUUACCCAAGUCUGAAGCCCCUUGGAAGUUACAUUACAGAUUUCCUAGCCCGGCUGAAUUUUUUAAAGGAAUGGUACAACUUGGGAAAACCCAAUGUGUUUUGGAUUUCUGGUUUCUUUUUCACCCAAGCUUUUUUAACUGGAGCUAUGCAGAAUUAUGCCAGAAAAUAUACCAUCCCGAUUGAUCUACUAGGCUACAAAUUUGAGGUGAUCCCUUCCCAUGACUCUGACACUGCGCCAGAAGAUGGUGUUUACAUUCACGGGUUAUAUCUUGAUGGCGCACGCUGGGAUAGGAGCAGUGGAUUGCUUGCUGAACAACAUCCCAAACUUUUGUUUGACCUGAUGCCCAUCAUAUGGAUAAAACCAAAUGAAAAAUCUAAGAUUGUGAAGUCAAACGCUUAUAUCUGUCCCCUCUACAAGACAAGUGAACGAAAAGGAACUCUUUCCACUACAGGACAUUCCACCAACUUUGUCAUUGCAAUGCUGCUAAAAACGGACCUGCCUGUCCAACACUGGAUCAAGCGUGGUGUGGCGAUGCUCUGUCAGCUGGACAACUAA
This is a messenger RNA of Alexandromys fortis (reed vole), 11998 nucleotides long. RefSeq names its product dynein axonemal heavy chain 12 (gene Dnah12). The transcript has 75 exons. Gene Ontology annotation, biological process: microtubule-based movement. The coding region runs from base 179 to 11998 and encodes 3939 amino acids. The record is from RefSeq and is a predicted model, not a curated record. Lineage: Eukaryota; Metazoa; Chordata; Mammalia; Rodentia; Cricetidae. Gene Ontology annotation, cellular component: dynein complex. Gene Ontology annotation, molecular function: dynein intermediate chain binding; dynein light intermediate chain binding; ATP binding.